Molecule: messenger RNA, 654 nt
Organism: Trichoplusia ni (cabbage looper)
Lineage: Eukaryota; Metazoa; Arthropoda; Insecta; Lepidoptera; Noctuidae
Gene: ND-PDSW
Product: NADH dehydrogenase [ubiquinone] 1 beta subcomplex subunit 10
Exons: 4
Coding region: 89-571 (160 amino acids)
Source: RefSeq, a predicted model, not a curated record
ACAGCGAACAAAUAUAGUGACAUCUGCGUCAAAUAUUUUUUGGUACAAUUUUACUGUACCAGCAGUCGAAUAUACUAUAAAUUAAAUCAUGGCCAAGAAGGAAGAAGAAUACAAAGAUAACAAUGUAUUCAGGGCGUUUAUGAGUGCGCUUUACAAGACUCUCGAUGCACCUGUAACUUUGUUCCGAGAGAAGGUUGUUGUGCCCAACCAGAAAAAGUACCCAUGGUACCACCAGAAGUUCCGCCGUGUGCCGACCAUCGACCAGUGCUAUGACGGUGAUGUCCUCUGCGAUUUCGAGGCGAACGCGCAAUUCAAACGUGAUAGAGCUGUCGACUCAGAAAUCUUAGCCAUCUUACGUCAACGUUAUGAGGACUGCAUGAUCUACGAAAACCCAGACCAUGCUCAAGCUUGCAAACCUCUCUGGGAGCUGUACAAAGAUUCCGAGGAGGCAUGGUUUAUUAAAUAUGGUGAUCUAGGAGCUUAUGGUGAUGCCCGUAAAGCCUACAUGAAGCAGAAGCACCGCAUGAUCUGGGAGAGGCAACAUGGCCCUCUGUCCAAGCUCACAAAGUAAUCCCAUUAAUUAUUUGGCAUCAUAUGUUCUAAUAUCUAAGUAGAUGUUACCGUUGCAAUAAAAUAAAUUAUAGUAAAAAUGUC